This is a messenger RNA of Lotus japonicus, 1437 nucleotides long. Its product is annotated as calcineurin B-like protein 10. The coding region runs from base 79 to 984 and encodes 301 amino acids. The record is from RefSeq and is a predicted model, not a curated record. Gene Ontology annotation, biological process: calcium-mediated signaling. The transcript has 9 exons. Gene Ontology annotation, molecular function: kinase binding; calcium ion binding. Lineage: Eukaryota; Viridiplantae; Streptophyta; Magnoliopsida; Fabales; Fabaceae.
CAAAACUUAUCAUUAUCCUUUCUAAUAAUAAAACAAAAAAUAUUCCUAAAUGGGUCAUUACUCAUUAGAUUAGAGGUGAUGUCUUUUCCUCUUAACCAAAAAAAGAUUAGUUGUCAUGUUAAAAUAAACCUCAGAAAGUUUAGGUUUGCAUGUCUGUCCUAUAAUGAUAAUGAUAUGGACUUGCCUGAUGACUCGUUGUCUCUGACAUCGAGCUUAACUAUCGGCGAGGCGCUCUGCGCGGUCUGCAUACCGUUAAUCGGAAUCGUCGAAGCUUUGUUUUUCGGGUUAGCUGGUUGCUUCGAUUUCCAUCGUGGAACCAACAAGGUCAACAACAACAACAACAACAAAAUCUCUUGUUCCUUCCACGAUUUUCUUACCCUCGCCAAAAACUCUCCAUUUACGGUUAAUGAAAUUGAGGCGUUGUAUGAGUUGUUCAAGAAAUUGAGUAGUUCAGUCAUUGAUGAUGGUCUCAUUCAUAAGGAAGAGCUCACACUGGCAUUGUUGAAGACCUCAACUGGCAAGAAUCUUUUCCUUGAUAGGGUGUUUGAUCUAUUUGAUGAGAAAAGAAAUGGCGUUAUAGAAUUUGAGGAGUUUGUGCAUGCUCUCAGUGUCUUUCAUCCUCAUACGCCUUUGGAGAAGAAAAUUGAUUUUGCUUUCAGAUUGUAUGACUUGAGACAAACCGGAUACAUUGAACGAGAAGAAGUUAGACAAAUGGUGGUUGCCAUUUUGUCAGAAUGUGGCAUGGAUCUAGAAGAUGAAGUCCUUGAAAGCAUUAUUGAUAAGACAUUUCAAGAUGCUGACACCGAUGGGGAUGAUAAGAUAUGUAAAGAAGAAUGGAAGGAAUUUGUCCUGCGGCAUCCAACACUCUUGAAGCACCUGACUCUUCCUGAUCUGAAGGACAUCACCACAGUAUUUACCAGUUUCAUUUUCAACACUGAAGUUGAUGAUUCCCACUGGCAACUCAACAACAAUCAUAAACACUAAGGAGGAGGAGGAGGAGCUUCUUCUGUUGCAUUAGUGGUUGCUAUUCUGAGAGUUAUAUUCUGGCGGUACCACUCCAUCAAUGUUCAUUCCGAGCAGAGAUAAUUCAUGGAAGUGGACAAACCCACCAACCCUUAAGCAAAGGGGUGUUCUUGAAUCUGAUCCAAACCGAGCAGUCCAGUUAAAUUAGAUCAAAUAUUGCACUAACAGUGUAAAAGUUUUGCAUAGUCAUUCAAUUAGAUACCAUUAAUUUGCCGUGUCACUAUUAAAUUUGAAUUAAAAAUAUUUAAAGUGGAAUAUGAAGAGAUGUGAUUGGAAGCAUGUGUAGAACUUUUCCACUGAGGGUCAAUGCAUAUGUUUAUUAAUUAUUGUACACCUUAAGUGUAAAAAUUUUCUUGUAAAUAUCAGAAAAUCAUUUGAAAAACUGAAAAUAAAUAUGAUGUGUUUAUGGAAAUA